Molecule: messenger RNA, 276 nt
Organism: Colletotrichum lupini
Lineage: Eukaryota; Fungi; Ascomycota; Sordariomycetes; Glomerellales; Glomerellaceae
Exons: 4
Coding region: 1-276 (91 amino acids)
Source: RefSeq, a predicted model, not a curated record
AUGCUUCCCUGCUCGGGGUCUCCCUCGUCUGCCAUUCCAGCCCUGCGGUCUUCCCGGCUGAUCCCAAAGCUUCGAUCGACUCUGGUGCCUGAGCUUUAUUCCCAGGGCCCCGCGUCGGACCGUGCCGACUCUUCCUUUCCCGCUCGCCUUGUUGCUUGGGAGAUCCUUGGCCCGCUUCUGUCCUGUUCACUCGGCGCAAUGGACAGUCCGGUCAACGUUGCUCAGAAGGAAGAAGCAGACAGUUCUACAAUCCAUUCCUUUGGUUUUGGUUGUUGA